This is a messenger RNA of [Candida] anglica, 393 nucleotides long. NCBI's taxonomy places the organism in Eukaryota, Fungi, Ascomycota, Pichiomycetes, Serinales, Debaryomycetaceae. The record is from the annotation of a GenBank genome assembly.
AUGAAGUACAUGGUAAUACUUUUAAUAAGUCUUGGAAUGACAUCUGCCGUUUCAUUUAACUUGGUGAGAAGACCAAUUGAAAAAAGAGAUACUCCGUUGGAAGUACUUCGUAAUGCGAAAAAUGCAGCCAAGGAAGCCACUAAGGCCAAAUUAUUAGACCAUUUAACCAAGACAGACAGAUUGCGUAUGUUAGAAAAGCAAUAUGAAAUAGAUGUAAUGAGUGGAUUGGUUAGUAUCAAGGAAGAAGAUGAAGAUGAUACAGAAGAGGAGGACACAGAAGAUGAGACUGAGCAAGAAAUGGAUUCUUUUGAAGAGGUUUUUGAUGAAGAAAAUCCUGAACAUCGAUACAAUGCUGGGCGUACGUCAAAAUUAAAGGAACAACCAGAAAUUUAA